AUGGCGAAGAGCACCGAGGAGGUUGCCAAAGAGUGGGACGAGUAUGCCGAGGGUUGGACGACCGGCGAGAUGGGCAAGUGUGUCCUGGAAUUCAACCAGCUCGCGGAGGAAGUCGUACGCUCCAAGGUUGGAGACCUGAGCGGAAAGAGCGUCAUGGAGUUCGGGGCCGGGCACGGUGUCCUGGGCUUGGCCUUGGCGCCGGAGUCCGCAAGCGUGGCGCUGGUGGAUGUGGCGCCGAAGAUGAUCGAGGAAGCGAAGAAGAAGAUCGACUCCAAAGGCUUCAAAAACGUCACGGCUCAUUGCUGCGAUGUCCUGGUGGAAUGCCCCUUCAGCCCCGACUCCUUGGAUCUCAUCAUCAGCGGCUCCGUCUUGACCUUCACGCCCGACCUCCCGAAGACCUUGGCGAAGCUCGCCGACUUGAGCAAGCCAGGCAGCUACCAGCUGCACAUGGUCUUCAAAGGCAAAGAGGACGCUCCAGUGAGAGGCAGAAGCCGAACCACCGAGCUGGGCUACGAGGACGGCAUGUCUGAGGCACAGCUCCGUGAUGAACUCGCGGCCGCCAAGCUGUCCUGCUUGGAGGUGGGAGAGUUGUCCCCACCUUCAAUGGAGGGGUCCAUGACCUGGAUCUGGGCACUGGCCAAGAAGUAG
Symbiodinium natans is the source of this 648-nucleotide messenger RNA. NCBI's taxonomy places the organism in Eukaryota, Dinophyceae, Suessiales, Symbiodiniaceae. The record is from the annotation of a GenBank genome assembly.